Molecule: messenger RNA, 4441 nt
Organism: Radiomyces spectabilis
Lineage: Eukaryota; Fungi; Mucoromycota; Mucoromycetes; Mucorales; Radiomycetaceae
Exons: 21
Coding region: 492-4223 (1243 amino acids)
Biological process (GO): phosphatidic acid biosynthetic process; intracellular signal transduction; cell motility
Molecular function (GO): D-type glycerophospholipase activity; phosphatidylinositol binding
Source: RefSeq, a predicted model, not a curated record
CUUUCCGUACUUUCAAUCAUGAAAUGGUGGGUGGAUUGUUGCUACACAAACAAAAGAAAAAAAAAAUUCAGGGGGAAAAUUACAGAUGAUUGGACUGUUUGAUUGUCCUUCGUCACCUUGUCAACUGAAAACAAGUGAUUUCCUUUUUCGGAGAAUGAGGACGUCCAACUGUUUCGCAUCAAAAUUGCUGGUAUGGGAAACUAACCUUUUCUCACAGGAGCUAGAUAGGCUUUCGUUGAACAGACCAUCAUCGAGCUGCAUAUAAUUAUUUUAUAAAAUUAACCACGACUACCGCAUUCUUACAAAAGUGCAUAUUACACUGUGUGGAAGCUUGUUCACCGUCCUGGCUGGUAGAUUUAGCCUUUUUUGUGUGAUCCGCCAAAAUAACGAAUAUCCAUAUACAGAAUGACUUUGGGUAAACUGAAUAUCGUUUUUGACAAAUUUCUCCUUUGUCCCCAGUUCUUUGUGCUCUUUAUUUUUUUCUUUCGACCAUGUCCAAUCCCAUCCUCGACAAUGUUGAAUAUUUUAUUCAGCAGGAGGAACAGCAACGACAGGAGUUGAAACCCACCAAUUCCUACGACAGUCAUUCUCGGCAUCACCUGGAUCCGUUACGGCGGAAAGACAGUAACGACACCGCCAAUACGCAGACAGGCGAUGCAUUUGUUCAAAGGUGGCAGUCGCUCAUUCGACGCAUGUCGGUCAAUAUUCAACGAGAGGAAGGCACGCCCGAUAACGAGUUGGUGGUCGGCACAGACCUUCACCUUUCGGACCAUGAACGUCAAUUAAUGCUAAAUAUCCCGGCCCCGAGUCUCGACGAUAAUCUGCCUUCCAUGGAAGAAGUGGCUAAGGAAAAUGCAAAAGCACUCAAGUUGGCCGAACUCAAAACAAGUUACUUUGAGCAUCCCUUUGAGUCCGAUGUGAGUGCGCCUAGUUCCGUCGAUAUUACCAAGCAUCCAUCCAAGAAAUCCCAUGAUCUGUCAGACCCCACUCGCCGCGACAGUAAAUUCACAGGCCACGACGGCGACGAUCAAGAAGCGUCGCAAGAAAACCAAGAAAACCCACCAUCUGAAGUCGUCAAUCCCAAAGCCCGUGCGCAAUGGGGACGAUCGAUAGAAAAAAUUCGUGUACUGAACAGUCUAUCUCAAGUGACGAGCAAGCCAGCCAAUACACAUGCACAGUAUAGCAAAAUUCCUCUUGCACCUUGGUACACUCCUGCCUUGGCUGCUCCACUUUACAUGGCCAUUGUAUCCGAAGAUGAACAUGAUCGAAAAGCUCCGCCGAUUCUGUUUGAUGUUCUAUCGGUGGCUAUUACGGACAGUGAAAUCGAACAAUCGUCGCUUCACCGGUUGUGGGUAUUUCGGAUAGAAUUACAAUAUGGCGAAAUCAAAUGGGUCAUCAAACGAACCAUUCUCGAAUUUUAUAAUUUGCACUUGACACUCAAAUUUAAAGCUGGGAUCUCUGGCUACCUUCCACACCCACCUUCUUUCCCAAGCCAAUUAGCUCACUUGUGCAAUGCGGCUCUAACGUCCAUGCGGAUUGCACGUGAAGAGGAUCAGCGCGACGAGGUAUGGCGUGAUGUCACACUAAAACGACGAGAGGCCCUGGAACAAUACUUGAAAGAUCUCGUCCAAGGUUCAAGAAUGUGCGUCAACUACGAUCUGUGUGAAUUUCUAGAAAUUAGUGCCAUUAGUAUUGUCAAGGACAUGGGAUGGAAAGGCAAAGAAGGCUAUUUGGAACACAAGAUGAAUUCAGCGUCGCCUUCACUCAUGCAGCUCGUCCGACGGAGCCGAUGGGCCAAGGAAUGGAUUAUUCUGAGAGACUCAUACAUUGCGUUUUGCAAGGAUAUCGAUUCCUCGACGCCUUCCGAUGUGCUUCUUUUUGACAGCCACUUCAAGUUUAAACGUGGUCACAGUGCAUUUGCCCCGUAUCAGGCCUCGCAUAUUACCCUGUGUAACAGUUCCAGACGCAUCGAAAUCAAAGGACCCACCAAUCGUCACAUUGAAGACUGGGUCCACAGUCUUCGUAAAAUAGAGAAAGAGAGCCCGUGGGUUGCAAACCAUCGAUUUGGCUCGUAUGCUCCCAUUCGAGAAAACGCCAAAGUCAAAUGGUUUGUGGACGGUGAAGACUACUUUGCUGCAGUGGCAGAAGCCAUUCUGUCCGCUAAAUCUGACAUCUACAUCGAAGAUUGGUGGCUUAGCCCGCAGUUGUAUUUGCGACGACCGCCCAAAGGCAAUGAGGAAUACAGAAUAGAUCGCCUUUUAAAACGCAAAGCCAGUGAAGGGGUCAUGAUCUAUAUUGUUAUUUACAAAAAUAUAUCCAUGGCUCUUCCCCUCGACUCCCAGCACACCCGUGAUUGGCUUCAAAAUGCACAUCCAAAUAUUAUUGUUCAGCGGCACGCAAAUUUGACGUCGGCUUUUUGGGCACAUCAUGAGAAAAUUCUCGUGGUAGAUUAUCGCCUCGCUUUUGUUGGCGGUUUUGAUUUAUGCUUUGGACGCUAUGAUACCCCAAGUCAUGACCUGACAGACUAUUGCUCGGACGAUCCAUGUAAUUCAGAAAUCUUUCCGGGUCAGGAUUAUUCCAAUCCUCGAGUGAAGGAUUUUACAAAAGUAUCGCAAUAUGAUAUGGAACUGAUCGAUAGAAAAAUGACACCACGGAUGCCAUGGCAUGAUGUGCACACAGCAAUGGUUGGGCCACCAGCAAGAGACAUUGCGCGCCAUUUUAUUCAGCGAUGGAAUUUCAUCAAAUCCACGCGUGCCAAGGAUAGGAACAGCAUACCGUUCUUGAUGCCCAAAGGUGAGUAUGUGGCCGCCAGAGAUGAGAGCAAGUUCCGCGGGACAUGUCGUGUCCAAGUGGUCCGAAGCAGUGCUGAAUGGAGUCUUGGUAUCGUUCGCGAGUAUUCUAUCUAUAAAGCGUACAUGGAAUGCAUUUCGAAAGCGAAGCAUUACAUUUACAUCGAAAAUCAGUUUUUCAUUACUGCUACGCAUCCCGAAGAUAAACUCAUCAAGAAUAAAAUUGGACAGGCUAUUGUGGAGCGAAUCAAGCGUGCUCAUCGCGAAAGAAAAAAGUUUAGAGUGUUUGUGGUGAUCCCAUGUGCACCUGGUUUUGAAGGCGACUUUACGACACCAGAUAAGCGAUCCAUGGCCCUUCGGUCCGUGGCCCACUAUCAGUACCUAUCGAUAUCACGAGGAGGAAGCUCGAUUCUAGAGACAUUGUACCAGGAAAACAUUCCAGCCGAACGCUAUAUUGGCUUUUACAGUCUGCGAAAUUGGGGACGCAUUAAACAUUCUGCAGCGAAAGCGGCUCCACCACCUCCUUGUACCGAUGAUGCAACGCCGAUAUCACCAACGAGCUCAACAAGUGCUGUUUCUGACCCGUUGCCUCAAAAAUCCGAUUCACGACGCAACAGUGGCGGAGUGAAUCGGUCGAACAGUGGAAGACAACCUCGUACGCGAAGAGCCAGAGCAAGGUCGUCAUUGGCAUCCUUGGCCACCAUUAAAAGUGGCAACAACUCGGGUAUAGAGGAUCCCGUGCGAAGCAGGUCCGAUGGAAGCAGUGGCAGUAACGAUCGCGGAGAUAUGAACGAUGGCCGUAUGGAUAUCGUGACCGAACAAGUAUAUAUCCAUUCCAAGCUUCUUAUUGUGGACGACAAAACAGUGAUUUGUGGCUCAGCCAACUUGAAUGAUCGGUCUCAAUUAGGAAAUCGCGACUCGGAAAUAGCCGUUGUCAUAGAAGAUUCCGAUCUCGUAUCGUCCACCAUGAACGGACAGCCGUACAAGGCCGCAAGAUACGCUUUAACACUACGUAUGCAUCUGUUUAAAGAGCAUCUUGGGUUGUUAAAAUCGACUGGCACUGGCCACGCGACGAUGCCUCAUCGUACUGUGACUUAUGAAGAUCAACUUGUCACUGAUCCUUUAUCGGACGACUUGCACAACCUGUGGCACGAUACGGCGGAAAAGAAUACAAAUAUUUACCAAUCGGUAUUCCGAUGCGUUCCCGAUGACACUGUAUAUACGUAUGAUGCACAUCGACGGUUUGUGCCGGAUCCCGCUCGUGUGCCUUAUGGUCACAUUGCUCAACCAUGGCGACUCAAUAACGAGGAAGUCGAAGCCAAGCUGGCCGAUAUUCGUGGCCAUCUAGUCCUUUUCCCCACCCAUUAUUUAUGCCAGGAGAACUUGACCUCCAGUAUUGUUCAAGAAGCUGUCCCACCCACUGUAUUUACUUAAUCUCCAAAACCCCAUUUUUAAAGAUUCCAAAAUCUCCAUUUAGAAACUACUUUUUUGUUUUUCUCCACUCCCAUGUUGUAAAAAUGCGCGGCGCGUCGCUUUUUUGUUUCUGGUGUUUUUCUUUUUCCUUUUUUCGGGGAACAACUUCUUUUUUUUUUUUUUCCUUCUGAAACUAAGCGACUUAUUUAAUCGGCGCCUGAAUACUAUGUGUGUUGAGG